Molecule: messenger RNA, 405 nt
Organism: Cyanidioschyzon merolae strain 10D
Lineage: Eukaryota; Rhodophyta; Bangiophyceae; Cyanidiales; Cyanidiaceae
Exons: 1
Coding region: 1-405 (134 amino acids)
Source: RefSeq, a predicted model, not a curated record
AUGCAAGCAUUGCUGCAAGGAUGUCAUAGCAGUUCAAAGAUUCAUCGCAGCAUGUUCAGCGAGAACUCGUAUGCUGGCGCUGUGUCGAGAUCGCUAUUGUCGUGUCAGAUACGCUACCCUCCCAUGUUAUGGCCAUGUGUAAGCGCUGUGCUCCAGGUCAAUGGUCUGCAGGCCGUGUUCCUGAAAUGGAGCGCACGCGAAGCCGCGCUGUGGGCAAGACCCUGUUGCAAGUUGUCGCGCGGAACGGAUUCUUGCUCUGGAAUCGCUAACCGACGCCACAACAACAUGUCCGAAAUGUGGAGACCCCCGCGAGAUUCCAUGGCGCAUGCGCGGAGGAGUGUCGAAGCGACACGCUCACGAAGAUGCUUGCAAGACGCUUCGGCAGUUGGCAACGAAUGCCAGUAG